This is a messenger RNA of Adineta ricciae, 420 nucleotides long. Lineage: Eukaryota; Metazoa; Rotifera; Eurotatoria; Adinetida; Adinetidae. The record is from the annotation of a GenBank genome assembly.
AUGCAAAUUAUCCGUAUUCUUUUAUCAGUGGCAGUUGCUUUUCUGGCUUUUGCUUCUAUAACUGAAGCUAUCUCAUGCAGCAAUCCUGGUCAAUAUGGUGGAAAAUCACUCUGCGAUCAUGCUGGUGGCUAUUGCGGUGAAUGUGUAAGUUUCGUAAAAAUUUGUACGGGUGAUCGACGCUCAACAAGCCAAUGGGUACGCGGUGCAAAGGUUCGUGGUGCCGGUAUUCCUUAUGGUACAGCUAUUGCUACAUUCCCUAAUGGCAAAUAUUCUGGUCAUGCUGCUAUUUAUACUGGACAAAAUGCUGAGGGUAUUCAAGUUUGGGAUCAGUGGGUUGGUCACGCAGUUUCAACACGUACUAUUCGUUGGAAUGGUAGUGGUAUUUCUAACAAUGGUGAUAGUUUUUAUGUCAUUAAUUAA